This is a messenger RNA of Perognathus longimembris pacificus (Pacific pocket mouse), 977 nucleotides long. RefSeq names its product ADP ribosylation factor like GTPase 10 (gene Arl10). The coding region runs from base 37 to 780 and encodes 247 amino acids. Gene Ontology annotation, molecular function: GTPase activity; GTP binding. The transcript is spliced from 4 exons. NCBI's taxonomy places the organism in Eukaryota, Metazoa, Chordata, Mammalia, Rodentia, Heteromyidae. The record is from RefSeq and is a predicted model, not a curated record.
CCGGGUCGUCCGCACCUGCGCCUCUCGCCCGCCCCGAUGGCGCCGCGGACGCUGGGCCCCUUGGUGCUGGCGCUGGGAGGCGCCGCGGCCGUGCUGGGCUCCGUGCUCUUCAUCCUCUGGAAAGCCUACUUCGGACCUGAGCGACGCUGGGGCCCGGACGAGGCGUGGUGGGGCGCGGAGUCCGCCAGCCUCCCGCAGUGGGACGAGUGGGAGGACGACGACGAAGAAGAUGAGGAGGAGGAGGAGGGAGAGCCUGCGCUGGAGGAGCUGGAGCAGCGCGAGGUGCUGGUGCUGGGGCUGGACGGCUGUGGGAAGAGCACGUUCCUGCGCAUGCUGGCGGGGAAGCCGCCCCUGGAAGGGCACGUCCCCACCUGGGGCUUCAACUCCGUGCGGCUGCCCACCAGGAACUUCGAGGUGGACCUGCUAGAGAUUGGUGGCAGCCAGAACCUGCGCUUCUACUGGAAGGAGUUUGUGAAUGAGGUGGAUGUGCUGGUGUUCAUGGUGGAUUCGGCCGAUCGGCAGAGGCUGCCUUGGGCCCGGCAGGAGCUGCACAAGCUGCUGGACAAGGACCCCGACCUGCCCGUUGUGGUGGUGGCCAACAAGCAGGACCUGGGUGAGGCCAUGAGCGUGGCCGAGCUUCAGCAGGAGCUGGGCCUGCAGGACGUGGGCUUCCAGCGGGAAGUGUUCCUCUUGGCAGCCAGCAUUGCCCCUGCAGGACCAGGCUUUGAAGAACCUGGCACCGUGCACAUCUGGAAACUGCUCUUGGAGCUCCUCUCCUAGGCCUGAGCUGCCUGCUUGCCACCCAGCUUCGGGGUCCACUGCUUCCUGACUCUUCCUCACCAACCUGGGCCUGGGACACAAGUUAGAGAGCUUUUCCCCUCUCCCCUCACUCCCUCUCAAGAGCAAGGCCAAGCUGGACACCAGUGGCUCACGCCUGUCAUCCUAGCUACUCAGGAGGCUGCAAUCUGAGGAUUGAG